Molecule: messenger RNA, 1047 nt
Organism: Fomitopsis serialis
Lineage: Eukaryota; Fungi; Basidiomycota; Agaricomycetes; Polyporales; Fomitopsidaceae
Exons: 2
Coding region: 212-943 (243 amino acids)
Source: RefSeq, a predicted model, not a curated record
UGAUUGAAGCAUGAGGGCCGCAAGCGGCUGUAGAGCGGGCAUAGCAUAUCACUGUGGGCUUUCGAUGUGCAUGUCGCAUGUGAUGUAGACAGGAAUGGCCAGACUCGACGGACACUGUGACACCGUCAUGAGUGGAUAACACUGUCGCGUUGAUGCAUAAUGAGACUGACACAUCUGUAUUAGAGGAUGUAGUCAAGUUUGAAUGUGAGUGAUGUUAGGAGGUGGGGGUAUACUUCAACUCGAAGGUGGAUCGGCGUCGUCUCCCGAGUCAAAUUCGUACGGGCUGUCUGGGCUUGUUACAAGUGUCACGUCGCUGGCAAGGGAGGGGUGUGGACUCGGGGAAGGAGACAAGAUGCGAUACAGGCGGGUAUGGUGGACGCGGUCGCGUCGUCCCAGUCUGCACCACGACGUUGGCAUCCGUACGUCGCAUUGGUCGGGGCCUCCAUGUAUAGACCACGUGAUCCAAUGGCGUCUAAGCUCGGCGACUCCCUGGAUCUGGCCGAUGCCUGACCGGAGAUUCCCGGUGGUGAGCACGAUUGGCUGCCCUUGGCCAAUCUGGCAAGCUGGGCGUUUGCUGGCGGUCCAUGUCCAGCUUGCACCUCUCCUCUCGGGGCGACUCUCCACUUCAAUCAUUACUGCUGGCGGGGUUUCAUCGGGGAGUAGGAGGAUGGGGAGUAGGAGGAUGGGGAGGGAGGGAGGUGUUGGCAGUGGCGACGGCGUUUGCGUCUGCGGUUCGUCGAAUUUGAGAAUUGUGCCGGUCCAUGGCUUGAGCGACCUGGGACGCCUGCCGUGCCCGGGCCUGAAGCUGGCGUGGUUAAAGGGAGCGACGGAGCACUGGGCGUUUACCCUGGCAGGGCUGUUGAGUAAGUUCCAGAUGGGCGUUGAUGCGUGUCUUUCGGCAAUGUUACAGUCUAUCACCGUCAAACGAGACACCCAAACAUGAUGAUUUUAUAGAUUAUUCUUGAGCCACUUGUGAGAGUAGAGACUUUACGACGGAGUAUAAAUGCAUUAUUAGGACCCUAUGUAAAUGUCACAGCUCGAGAACCA